This is a messenger RNA of Pollicipes pollicipes, 6189 nucleotides long. RefSeq names its product rho guanine nucleotide exchange factor osg-1. The transcript is spliced from 24 exons. Gene Ontology annotation, biological process: actin cytoskeleton organization. Lineage: Eukaryota; Metazoa; Arthropoda; Thecostraca; Pollicipedomorpha; Pollicipedidae. Gene Ontology annotation, molecular function: guanyl-nucleotide exchange factor activity; protein binding. Bases 366 to 5543 code for a protein of 1725 amino acids. The record is from RefSeq and is a predicted model, not a curated record.
CAAGACCCACAGCGCGCCGCAGGAACGGCUCCCGGCGGCUGGGGCCAGCGAUGGUGCCGUCGGCGGCAGUGUCUCUCAUACUUCUAGCUCUGUUGCUGGUGCAGUGGCCAGUGCGUCCCAAACUCGGGCAAGUGUGGCGACGGCACCCGUGUCUGUCACCCCGACGCCUGCCAGUGUCAGUGAACCGCGUGUUGGGCGUGCAGACUCGGCGCCGACGGCGGCGCUAGUGGACACGGCGGGUGCGGCGGCCAGCUCCCCAGAGCCGCCACCCAAGCCGGCCGACCGACCUCCGGCCCGAGUUCUUCACUCAGACGCGCACCAUCCCGUUUCGCAGCGCGUCAUUCUCGCGGGCACACUCGGCCGGCAUGGGCCGCGCCGCCCGUGCUGGCGGCGCCAAGUCGGCCAUCACCAUCCAGCCCGUCUACUUCAGCAUCAACAAGCCGGCCGGUGCCCCCGUCAGCUCGCACACGCUACCAAAGAAGUUCAAGAGCCACAGUUCUCCCGUGGCAGAGGAGCCGCCUGCGCCGGCCGAGCUCAAGCCCAUGCAUGUGCGUCACAAGUCCGACUCGAUGGUAGAAUGGGACAAGACUGCUCCUGAGGAGACUCUAGAAGUCGCGAAGUCCGCCGCUUCACAGCGGGACAGCCUACUCCUGGACGCAUUGCUCAAGGAGAUCAACCAGGGCACCUCCUCCUUUCUAGGUCGCGAAUGCAAUGAUAGUGCUGAGGGGAUCGAGGGCUCAAGGUCUGGCAAGGUAGAGGGCGGGGAUGCUGAGGCGAUUCCUGCCGACUCGAAGGUGUCAGGCGCCACCGUCGGGCUGCUGCCCACUGAUGACGUCCCUCCAGCCUCCACGAACGACGCGGGCACGGAAUCGGCGCUCGUGAACACAGACGGUGAAUAUGCGGGCGAGCCAGGCGCACCAUCGAAGUCCGCGGCCAACCACCCGCCUGCCGCGUCCGACGCCCCACUCGGCGCGCCGCAGGUGAAGACGACGCGCGAUGUGAUAGCGACACCGCACGCCGAUCCUGCGGCGAUACCGGCGUCCUCGUGCGCGCGCACGUCCGACACGGACGUAAAGAGUGGCCACUCGGCCGCGAUGAAUGACCGCGGCCAAAACAAGCAGCCGGAGCCGCCUGAAAAUAGUGGCGUCGAUCAGAGCGCUGCCACCGGCGGCGCCGCGCCGCAGCCAGACGUGGGUGGAGGCGCGCGGGGGGUGUCCGCCGAACUCACCACGGGUCCGCCGCCGCCGGGAAAAGCCGCCGAGCCGACCUCCGCCGAGCCGCCACCGUCACCGGCUAUAAAUAAUUGGGAUGCCAUAACGACACCGGCCGCGGCGGCGGACGGUGAGGCGGCGGACGGCCAGUUGCGGCUGCAACAGGCUCACGAGGACGUGCUGAAUAUGAACUUGGACCAACUGGACGAAGAGGGCAAUGAAACGGUGUGCCGGGUGCAGGAGAACUUCCGGCAGGCGGUCAAGAUGGCCGUUGAGACGUUGCUCAGCGAGGUGAGUGCCGGCGAAGAGCAGACCGAGCUGGUCACGCUGCCCGCCGGCGCCGUCCGAGAGCGUGAGGUCGCUCAGGUGCGCGUAGAGGGCAAGGAGGUCACCGACGAGUGGAGUGGCUCCGAGGAGCUCACCACAACCUUCACUUCCAUCCAGAAGGAGGAGCGGCGCUCGGAUCAACUGCCACCGCUGCUGGCGCUCAACGCCGGCGGGACGACGGCGCGCGACGGGCAGCAGCGCAGCGCCAGGACCGCCCUCACGCAACGCUUCAAGUCCAAGAGCCUUAGCCCGAUCCCUUUCCACUACCGGGAGGAGGCCAUGGCGCAGCUGGACGAAGAGGCGGCGCCCGAGGCGGAGGCGGCACCGCGGCCAGGCACGCGCGGCAAGUCUCGCAGCCUGGGGCACAAGCAGCGCAGCUUCGACCUGAUCGACCACCCUCGCAACGAGCGCAAACGCAGUCUGAAGCGCAAAUCAGAGAAGGCUGCGCUCAGCCUGGGGCCGAGCAACGACAGCCUGAGCUCCUCCUCGUCGGAUGAGCUGCGUCCACGCGGCCGCAGUCUGACCCUGGACAAGAACUACGCGCGUCCCAAGCCAGACAAGGUGCGCGCGCGCGCCGCCAGUGGCGCGGCCACGCUGCGGCCACGGCUGGCGCACCAGGCGCACGGCGGUGAGCUGCUGCCGCUGGACGAGCAGCUGGCCUUCGGUGCCAGCCGCCGUCAUGUGUCGCCUUCGCUCCUGUCGUACGACAGCGACGUGGACCGAUUUCCACGCAGUCCGCAUGGGCCGCGCCGCCGGCUGCGCGGCCCCUACGGUGAGAUGCUCGAGGGCAAGAUGAGUCGCGGCGACUCGUACCGCGCGCGCGGUGACGACUCACUCAAGUUCCUAUCGUCGCUGGCGGAGUCGGCGUCGGCGUCGCCCUCACCGGCUGGCUCUUCCCCGCGGCCGGAGCGGGCGGCGGCGGCGGCGGCGGCGGCGGCGGCCGGCUUGGAGCGACUGGCCGGCGCCUCCGACCGCGAGCUGGUGCAGCUGGAGCCGAGCCACGUGCGCACGGUCUCGUCGCCCUCCGAGCUCGCCCACUACUCGGAGCUGCUGGCCGAGGAGUACUACGACGGCGUGAGCCCUGCGGCAGAGAGCCUCAUCUCGCAGCUCACUGUCGAGGAGGUCGGACAGAUGCGCGCCCAGCCCAGGAAACGGGGGCGAAGGCUGUUCAUAAUCGGAGAGCUACUGGACACGGAGCAGUCCUACGUGGAGUCCCUUCGGCUCCUCAUGAGUUACUCCAGAAAACUACGAGAACCGGAACUGGGUGCCCUCAUGGACCCAAACACUCUCCUGGAUAUAUUCCAUAUGAUUCCUGAAAUCCUGGAGAUUCACGAAGACUUUCUGCGUGAGCUGAUGAUGCGCGCUGACAACUGGAGCAGUCAACAGGGCAUCGGGAUGGUCUUCCUCGACAAGGGGCGAAGGCUGUUCAUAAUCGGAGAGCUACUGGACACGGAGCAGUCCUACGUGGAGUCCCUUCGGCUCCUCAUGAGUUACUCCAGAAAACUACGAGAACCGGAACUGGGUGCCCUCAUGGACCCAAACACUCUCCUGGAUAUAUUCCAUAUGAUUCCUGAAAUCCUGGAGAUUCACGAAGACUUUCUGCGUGAGCUGAUGAUGCGCGCUGACAACUGGAGCAGUCAACAGGGCAUCGGGAUGGUCUUCCUCGACAAGCUAACAGCACCGGUUGUGCUGGACACGUACACGGCGUUCGUCAACAACUGGCCCACAGCGCGGGAGGCGCUGCGGCGCGCCUGUCAACUUAAGCCCGGACUGGCCAAGUUUCUGGAGAGCUUGGAGCGCUCAAACAAACGGAAGCUCAGCUUCACCCACCUUCUCAUCAUGCCCGUGCAGAGGAUACCCCGGUACGAGCUCCUACUCAAGCAACUGGUGAAUCACACACCACCGGAACAUCCGGACCUGGGCGCGCUGCGCUCGGCGCUCAGCGAGGUCCACCAGCUGGCCUCGCGCAUCAACAGCCUGGAGCAGGAGACCAUGCAGAACGAGGCACUACAGCAGAUGCUGCGCGAGGUGGAGGCGGCCGUGGACGGGCUGGACGGUCUGGUGAUGCCCGAUAGGAUAUUGAUUCGUCACGACCAGGUGACCAUGACGACUACUCUGGGCACCAAGAAGGAGCGCUGCCUCUUUCUCUUCAACGAUCUGCUUGUGAUCGCCAGCAUCAAGCGGCGGGCGGGAGCCACCCGCAAGCCCUCCACAGCACUGGCUGACGGCUCGGUCACGGGCCUGGAGGCCAACAAGUACAAACUGCUCAUGAAGAUUCCUCUGGCCGAUCUGAACGUUGCGCGCUCCAAAGACGAGAAUCUGAGUUCGCUUCUGAAGGAGGUAGAAAAGAUUGAAGAGGACAUUGCAACCCUGCGUCAGAUCGGGGUGAUGGUCUGCAAACUGCACUGUAAUCACUAUCAGGUGGAGGAGCUUGUGAAGGAGAUGGCGAACGUGCUAAAUAAGCAGCUGUCUGAGCGACACCGCGCGGAUAGCCAGCUGAUGCUAUUGCAGCUCAACGUGGCCACCCAGGAGGGGAUUGAAAACAUCUCGAUGAACUUCUUUGAAGUGGAAAAACGAACGGCUUGGGAGCAGAUCUUCAACGAGACUAAGCAGAAACUAGCGCUGUCGGCCGACCGGCGGGCCGUGCCUGAAUUCCUGUACCCGCUGCCGAUCCGCAAGACCCGGGCCGGCCUGCAGUUCACGUGCGCUGCGGCCACACUCAGCGCCAGCCCGCAGCACCGCAGCGACGUCUGGGUCUGCAACAGUGACGGCUACGUCGGCCAGAUCUGCGUACUGAGCCUGCGACCUGAGCCCACCGUUACCUCCUGCAACGGCGUGUGCAACUCACGCAUCCUCUGCAUAGCGCCCGUGCCCAGUGCGCAGGCCAGGCAGAGCGAAUCGGAGGCGCGCGCUGGGGUGUCGCCGGUCCCUGAUGCCUCCGCCCAGACUGCGAGCCUGGAAGAGAAGGCUGGCACCAAUAUCGACCUGGACAGCUCGACCGACUCGUCCGACUCGGACGACUCCCGGCCGGACGAGGGUCGGUCGGCUGCUGAUGAGGCCCGCCUCCAGGACCAGCCCACCAUGUGGCUCGGCACCGAGGACGGCUGCGUGUACGUCUACAACUGUGCCGACUACGUGCGCAUUAAGAAGACCAAAGUAAAGGUGCAGCUGGGCUCGGCAGCGCACGCCAUCGUCCAUCUGGACGGCCGCGUCUUCGUGGCGCUCGCCAACGGCACUGUGUCUGCCUAUAGACGCACCGAAGGAAGUAACUGGGACAUGCAGUGCCCGGAAGUGAUCCAGGUGUCCUCAAGUCCAGUCAACCGGCUGGUGGUGGUGGCAGGAAGGCUGUGGGCCUGCUCGCAGAACCGGAUACGUAUCAUCGACCCGGCCACGAAUGUCAUAGAGAAAACGGUGGUGGUGAACAGCGACAGCCAGGCGACCAUCCAGUCUCUGGUGCCGUCCGGCCUGGGUGUGUGGCUUAGCUUCCACAACCUGGGCACGGUGCGGCUGUUCCACACCAUGACGUUCGAGAUGAUCUGCGAGGUGGACGUCACUGCGGCCGUCACCCGCAUGCUGUCAGGCUGUGACGACAUCAUCCGGCAGCACAAGACGGCGUGUCUGCGCGUCACGGCACUCAUGGUGUGCAAGGAGCUGCUGUGGAUCGGCACGUCGGCGGGCGUGAUCCUGAACCUGCCGCUGCCGCCGCUGACGGCCUCCACCAGCUGGCUCACCAACACGCUGAGCAUCGCCGGGAUCUCGCACGGCCACACGGGCCACGUGCGUUUCCUGGCAUCGGUCGAGUCCGUGGUGGAGGUGGCGGCACCAGCCCGCUACCGACACGCCCGGAGCGCUCUCAAGGCCAAGGACAAGCUGCCGCACAAGGCUGCUGCCGGAAAGGUGCUGGUCAUCUCCGGCGGCGACGGAUACGAGGACUUCCGGUCAUCCGGCUCGGAGCUCUCUGGUCGAGACGACUCCACCAAUCACCUGCUGCUGUGGCGGGUGUGAGCGCGCCAGCUGGCGAAUGUUGUCAGACGCGUGCCAGCCCCACCGCCUGGGGCAAGAUGUGUGGUGAAAGGUCAGCCGGUCUGACCCCAGAACGCUUUACAGUGGUCGCAACGACCGCAGACAACGCGGAAAUGCAGAACUCUUGUUAAACGCGCAAUGUUGGUGAAGCCAUGGCAUGCCUGUCACGUGAUCCGUUGGCUAGUAUCAUCGCCUAACCAGCUCUGAAUGAAACGUAAUUGUGUUGCGCGGACAGCGGGAGAUCGGUAAUGCUGCUGCUCCUUGGUCCACGCGAUAGGCACACUAGGCGCUCACGGCGGGUCAGGUUUUUGUAUAAGAUAAACACACACUGCAGUGUUUUAAUCAUUGCAGUUCACACGCCAUGCCUUUCUUGUCGCCAACGGCCGAAACACUAAUGCACACUUGGUUUGACGUCUUUCCGCCAGACAGUUCCCUCGAUCGACAAAGCCGUCCUGUCCGACGAAAGCUAGCGAGCUCAUUGCAGUUUACCAUUGACACGUUAGUAUUCGUGGCAUGCACGUACGUGAUGGCCAUACCAGUUAACCCUCGGUUAUCCGCCCGUAUCAGCAGCGAUGUUUUGAGGACACUGACACGCGUCAGGUUUAUGUGUUUUCAUUCGCAUGUGCAC